UGUUUGGAUCCAUUCUGGGAUGGAGAAUUCUAUAUUUGUUUUUGUUAUUCUCAAGUAUAGGUUUGGGGCCUAUGUUUGGUCUUGAAGAUCCUCCUCUGGCCAAUUUGCUUUUCCAUUACUCAAGAUUCCCUUAUUUCCGGGUACCCAAGAUACCACCAGGUUGUUGUGUUUCCUAGGUUUCACAGAUUUUGGCUGCACCCAGGGAGUAAUUUUUGGGGGAUUUUUUUACAUGCUAAUGCUUUAAUAGCUACUCAUCUAUCUAAUAAGGAUUUUAUUGCCAGUUUAAAAUCUUUCGAGAUUUUCUAAGGCACAAGCAUUGAUGGAAUUUCUGCUUGAAAACCGAAGUGUACUUUCCUAAUAAGUUUGAUUGACAUGUUGUGCAGAAAUUUUCUCAGAUGUCAGUGACCAGUAUAUUCCUAUCACUCAUUUGAGUUUAGCUCUCUCUAACAGUAGCAGUGAGUUUGCAAUUCGUGAUGAGGGUUGUUUUACUUUAAGUUUACUAUGUCUAGUGCCCUCUAAAGUUUAACCACUUCACCUUGUUUUUUGUUUUUAAAUCCCCAGAAUAGAUUCUGGGCCUAUAUAUUAGUCUUGCAGAUCCUCCCCUGACCACUGUGACUGCUUUGUCAUUACUCAAGAUUCCCUUGUGUCCUGGUACCCAAGAUACCACCAUAGUUAUGUUUCCUAGGUUCACUGUGCCUAGUGUCCCUAGAGUUUAACCAAGUCACCUUUUUCAGAUCCAUUUUUUUUUGUUUUUUAAAUCCCAAGAAUAGAUUCUGGGCUUAUAUAUUAGUCUUGCAGACCCUCUCCUGACCAUUGUGACUGCUUUUUCAUUACUCAAGAUUCCCUCAUGCCCUGAUACCCAAGAUACCACCAGGUUGUUGUGCUUCCUAGGUUCAGUGUGUCCAGUGCCACUAGAGUUUAAGAGUUUAACCACUUCACCUUUUUUAAAUCCAUUUUUUUAAUCCAAGAAUGUGUUCUGGGCCUUGCAGAUCCUUCCCUUGCUAGUGUGUGCUUUUUCAUUACUCAAGAUUCCCUUAUGCCCUGGUACCCAAGAUACCGCCAGGUGUUUCCUAGGUUUCGGAGAUUUUGGCUGCAUCCGUUACAUUGUCCAACUAAAUGACCCUGGUCGUGCAGUAAAAAUGUGGACAGAUACUCUAGAGUUGACUCUGGACAGGCAAUAUCCAACAUUUUUCUUUAUGCCCAAUUCUGAAAAGAGCAUAGCAGAAGAAAUUUUUAACUUGAGAGACACUGAGAGAAUCGCGAACAUUUUAGUCGCCGAAUACAACAAUUCGACAGACUGGCCUGUUUUACUUUUCACUAAUAAUUUCCGACAAUCUGUCGGCACGCUAGGAAGAAAUGGUAAAAUUUUUCUUGAUAGAUGGAAUGCUGAAAGAAGAUUUGAAAACGAUGAAAAUUUGUUUCCAAACAAGCUCCAAGAUCUUGGUGGAAAAGAAUUUCGAGUCAUGGCCUUUACCUACCUUCCCUAUGUCAACAUAGAUCCUCUAGACGGCAUUGAGGUGAGAGUUACGAUGGAAUUUUGCAAAAAAUUAAACUGUACAUUGCAAAUAGUUGAUGACGGAGGGCUUUGGGGAAGCAUCCAAGGAAAUGGUUCAGGAGAUGGAUUGGUCGGCAUGGUUUACAAAGACGAGGCGGAUAUCGGCGUAGGAGGGUCUUACCUAUGGCUUGAAAAUCACUUUUACACUGAUUUUUCUAGCACAUAUCUUUAUGCUGCGGCUACACUUUUGGUGCCUAAACCUAAGCCGCUCAGCGGCUGGAGAGUACCAUUUUUGCCAUUUAGUUGGCCAAUGUGGUUUAUAAUUAUUUUAUCUAUCUUAAUGGCAGCAUUACUUAUGUACAUUAUUACAGCGCUUUUGAAAAAAAUUCCAAGGUUUACACAAGAGGUUAAAAGAAAAAAACAGUUUGUAACAUACACAGACAGUUUCUUUCGGGUACUUGGUAUGGCUGUUAUGCAACAACCAACCCAAUCAUUAGUGCAAAAUUCACCUUUAAAGCACCUACUCACCGCAUUUGAAUUUUUCUUCUUAAUCAUCACUGUCUAUUACAGCGCUGGCUUGUCAUCAUUCUUAACAGUACCUCAGCUCAUGAUACCAAUUGACACUUUUCAUCAGCUUGCAGCUAGCAAUUUAAAAUGGAUCGCAAAUCAUGAAGCCUGGAUCUAUUCCAUUCAGCAUGUAGAUGACCCAGAGGUGCAAACCGUUGUUAAAAACUUUAGGAUUAUGACGGGGCAAACUCUCAUAGAAAAGGCUCAAACAGGCAAAUAUGGAGUCGGGAUUGAACGUUUGCCUGCAGGGCACUUCGUGGAGCUGCCACACAUCACAGAGACUAUUAUAGAUAAAAGUCAUGUUAUGAAAGAAAAUCUUUUUGGUUCACCUUUAACAUUUAUUAUGAGAAAAGGGUCACCUUAUUUAGAAAACUUUAAUAAAAUAGUCAAUAAUCUGGUCGAUAGUGGAAUUCUGUUGUUCUGGGAGGCAGAAGUUGCAAGAAGAUUUCUCACUACAAGGAAACAAAUUGCACUGAGCCUGGCUAGAAGCUCUCAUUUAAAAAGUGGCCCUAAAAUACUGACUCUUGGCCAUAUCCAAGGCGCCUUUAUUGUAUAUGGCACCGGAAUGAUAUUAGCGACGAUAAUUUUUGUAGUCGAGUUAAGAAAGGCAAAGAACAAAAUGAAUAAAUGAAACAAGUUUAAUUUCUCUA
Molecule: messenger RNA, 2712 nt
Organism: Cimex lectularius (bed bug)
Lineage: Eukaryota; Metazoa; Arthropoda; Insecta; Hemiptera; Cimicidae
Product: glutamate receptor-like
Exons: 11
Coding region: 1140-2693 (517 amino acids)
Cellular component (GO): membrane
Molecular function (GO): ligand-gated monoatomic ion channel activity
Source: RefSeq, a predicted model, not a curated record